GCUUCCGUGACGUCACAGUUCCCAGGUGUGGCCCCGGGAAGCAGGUAGACAGUUGCUGUGAGGCGCGCGCCGCAGACAGCAAUCAGUGUAGUAAAAAACGGAAAAAAGGCACUGGCGCUGUGUGCGAGUGUGGGGAGGAAGCUUCAUACGUUUGUUUGGACAGAGGAAGGAAGUUUGUGACCGGAUAAAGCAUGAACGCUCUAUAAUUAUCUCCCACUUUUCUCACGGGGACGGAGAGAAGACGGGAGUCGACGGUUCGUCCGGGAACGCGGAGGAAUGCUGCUGAAAAGGGGCUUUCACCUCAGAAACGGCCCGUGACUCCCGCAGCUCCCAUUCAAACGCCGCUGCGAUCGGCUCCCGCUUCACCUCCACCCGGGUGACAUAUUUAGGAGCCCCCGGAGCCGUCUGCACGUUUCCCGUUGAAGGUCCGGCGCUACAGCAGGGAUGGAGGACGUCGACGUCGAGCAGGUGGAGCCGUUGCCCGUGGACAGAGACGGGAGGCGGCUGAGGGAGGCGGAGGACCAGCCUGACGGUAUCCCGGUGCCGGGCUGCUGCGAGAGGCUCCACCAGCACAUCUCUCGGUGGAUGCUUCCGGAAGACCUGAGAGAAACCUACCUGGAACGGGCCAACUGCCUGCCCCCGCCCAUCUUCAUCAUCCUCAUCAGUAUUGCAGAGCUGGCAGUGUUUAUCUACUACGCCGUGUGGAAGCCACAGAAGCAGUGGAUCACGCUGGGCGAAGGCAUCUGGAACAGCCCCCUGUCGUACAAGCCGGACCACAGGCAGGAGGCGUGGCGCUUUCUCUCCUACAUGUUCGUCCACGCGGGCGUGCAGCACAUCCUGGGGAACCUGGUGAUGCAGCUGCUGCUGGGCAUCCCGCUGGAGCUGGUGCAUAAAGGCUUUGAAGUGGGAAUGGUUUAUCUGUCCGGUGUCCUGGCAGGCUCGUUGGCCAGCUCCAUCUUUGAUCCCCUCAGCAGCUUGGUGGGGGCGUCCGGUGGCGUUUACGCCCUGAUAGGGGGCUACUUCAUGAACGCAGUGGUGAAUUUCCGGGAGAUGCUUCCUCUCCUUGGAGUGUUCCGUAUCCUCGUCAUAGUGAUCAUUGUCGGCACCGAUUUUGGAUUUGCCAUCUACAGGAGAUUCAUCAUUCACCAGGAGGACAUGAAGGUGUCUUUCGUGGCCCAUUUUGGAGGGAUCGCGGCUGGCAUGACCGUGGGCUACGUCUUCUUCAGCGCCUACAACCAGAAGCUCCUCCACGACCCGCGUUUCUGGCUGUGUAUCGCAGGGUAUACAGCGUUCGUGGUCUUUGCUGUGCUCUUCAACAUCUUCCUCUCGCCGGCACCGUAGGAUCUCCUCCCGUUUUCCACCACUCGAAGCCUUACCAUCACUCAGGAAGCUGCACUGUACUGAUGAUUUGUUUGUUUCCAAUGAGCUCCUGUUUUUAGAAGCAGUUGUAGUAGAGGCGCCACCCGCUGGUGAAGUGCAGUAUUACAGCUGGCAUGUGGACUUCAGGCGUUUUUUUUAUUGGUGAUUAGUUCUGUGCUGAUAUUUUUCUUUGUAUGAUCUUUGCUCUUUUAUAUUAGAAAUUUUGUACUUUUUUAAACUUUUCUUUGAAUAACAGAAAUCCUCAACGCAUCAAAAACUCUGUUUGGUUUAGGUGUGAUAGGCAUCAUCAGGUUCCAGCUGCCGUUCAGCUUGGUUCAGGAAAUUAUUACUAGAUUAUAACUGUGACCAAACAGAGACCUCCUGCACUUGGUUUAAGAUUUCCGUAGCCUGACUUGUAGUGUAUUCUUAAUAAAAUUAGAUGUUUUAUA
Betta splendens (Siamese fighting fish) is the source of this 1808-nucleotide messenger RNA. RefSeq names its product rhomboid, veinlet-like 2 (Drosophila) (gene rhbdl2). NCBI's taxonomy places the organism in Eukaryota, Metazoa, Chordata, Actinopteri, Anabantiformes, Osphronemidae. The record is from RefSeq and is a predicted model, not a curated record. Gene Ontology annotation, molecular function: serine-type endopeptidase activity. Gene Ontology annotation, cellular component: membrane. Bases 445 to 1341 code for a protein of 298 amino acids. The transcript is spliced from 8 exons.